Molecule: messenger RNA, 1422 nt
Organism: Mesocricetus auratus (golden hamster)
Lineage: Eukaryota; Metazoa; Chordata; Mammalia; Rodentia; Cricetidae
Product: transforming protein RhoA-like
Exons: 1
Coding region: 209-790 (193 amino acids)
Biological process (GO): stress fiber assembly; cell migration; small GTPase-mediated signal transduction
Cellular component (GO): cleavage furrow; dendritic spine
Molecular function (GO): GTP binding; GTPase activity
Source: RefSeq, a predicted model, not a curated record
CGUGCCCCCCUCCCUCCACCACCGGCCUUCCAACACCUUGUUCAGUUGGUUUUAUCUUGAGUCGGCCACCUCCUGCUGAGCUGCACAGCAGAGGUGGUGACUCUGGACAGACAUCCACCUCCGCAGUAAUCGGCCUGCCUGGGUAUAUAAGAGCCUGUGGUCCGAGAAGUCCCAGGUGCUUUAUGCAGCAGCAGAAACAUCCUAAGCAAUGGCAUCCAUCCGGAAGAAACUGGUGAUCGUGGGCGAUGGAGCUUGUGGAAAGACAUGCUUGCUCAUCGUCUUCAGCAAAGAUCAGUUUCCUGAGGUUUAUGUGCCCACAGUGUUUGAGAACUACGUGGCUGAUAUAGAAGUGGAUGGAAAACAGGUGGAGUUGGCGCUGUGGGACACAGCUGGACAAGAAGACUAUGAUCGCCUGAGGCCACUCUCCUAUCCGGACACCGAUGUUCUCCUGAUGUGUUUCUCCAUUGGCAACCCUGAUAGCUUUGGGAACAUUCCACAGAAAUGGACUCCAGAAAUCAAGCAUUUCUGUCCCAACGUGCCCAUCAUCCUGGUUGGGAGUAAGAAGGAUCUUCGGAACGACAGGUACACGAGACAGGAAUUGGCCAAGAGGAAGCAGGAGCCGGUAAGACAUGAAGAAGGUCGACAUUUGGCCAACAUCAUUGGCGCUUUCGGGUAUGUGGAGUGUUCUGCAAAGACCAAAGAUGGAGUGAGGAUGGUCUUUGAAAUGGCCACAAGGGCUGCUCUGCAAACAAACCGAGGGAAGAGAAAGACUGGGUGCUAUGUCUUGUGAAACCUAGUGCAAGCACAGCCCUGGUGCAAUUAAUUUUCAAGUGCUAUUUACUAAUAUUAUUGUGUAGUUGCUAGCCUUUUAAUUUAUUCGUAAGUCCGAGAUUACAAAUCAGAAGUCAUCUUGCUACCAGUGUUUAUAAGGGAAAGGUAAUUUCCUAAUGAUGUCCAAUGGGUCUGAGAUGCCAGGAUCUUAACUCUAACAGCCCAUUCUGCAUUCCACCUGAAACACCAGGCACUAGUUGAAGAAUUUGUUAUUUCUAGAAAGAGAAACGGUAACUUUGCUAUUAGACUGUAACUGCUUUCUGACACACCAACCUAUCAUCUAUCAACUGUGAAGAAUUCUAAGUCACCAAUUCAGACUUUACUCCAUAAAGUGAAUUGAUUGUCAUCUUUAUUUUUGUUGAAACUUUGUCUAUGCAGCUGUGAUAUAGUAAUGGGUCUAUGGUUUCAUGUUAGUUACCUAGUUACUGUGAAAUUAGUGCUACUUAAUGUAGGUUACCAGGAAUAAGACCAUAUACCCCAGACCAGAUGUAGCAUUUUGGAUAUAAUUGGAUUCCCUAUACUGAUAUUUGUCAUUCCCACAGCAGGUGAUUGAAAGAAAUAAUUUGGAAAUAAAGUCAAAAGGAAAAUUAA